AUGACACAAGGAUUCAUCAACGACGAGGACAAAUGUUUGUGCGACGCGUGGCUGGCAACAAACCAUGACUGUAUAAAUGACGCCCAACAAAAGGGCAAGGUGUACUGGACCAAGGUCAUGCAGGAGUACAACGAGACUAAGAUGCACCCGCCCUACCACAUCCCAGGCCCUCGCACGGAAGAGUCCCUCAAAAAAAGAUGGAACUACAUCAAACAAGAGACAAGCAAGUUCUGCUCGGCCGUCGAACAUACUAAGAGGCACCCCGUAUCCCGGGCCUUGGAGAGGUUCAAGGCAGUGCAUAAGAAGGGCUACCAUAUGGUCCAUCGCUGGAACAAGCUCAAGGACGCGCAAAAGUGGAAGACAAGCUUUGCGGCCUACGAUGAAGCUGUGAAGAAUGAGACAGCGGUCAACCUCGACGGCGAAGACGACGAUCUUGGCCGUCAAGCCCUUCCACCUCGCCCCGAGGCCAUAAGCUUGGAGAAGAUGAUGAUCGAGAAUCAUGCCGCCAUGGCUGCUAGGGACGAGAAGAGGCGUCUGAAAAAAGAGGCCGCAACUAUCAUCUACCUCACGAAAGAGGUCAUUGAGGUCCAAAGGAUGGACGUCGAGGCCAAAAAGGCAGACGCCAAGGCCAAAUUGUGUGACACCGAGGCCAGGAGGAUGGACGCCGAGGCUAAGACCCGUGCAGAUGACACAAGGAUCAUGCUAGCCGACUUGAGCAGCGUCGACGAUGACACCAGGGCCUGGUUCACGAAGAGACACGCCAAAAUCCGCGCGCGAGACACCUGA
Messenger RNA from Lolium perenne, 786 nucleotides. Lineage: Eukaryota; Viridiplantae; Streptophyta; Magnoliopsida; Poales; Poaceae. The record is from RefSeq and is a predicted model, not a curated record.